This is a messenger RNA of Zootoca vivipara (common lizard), 1449 nucleotides long. It is a transcript of the gene MB, whose product is annotated as myoglobin. Gene Ontology annotation, biological process: oxygen transport. Lineage: Eukaryota; Metazoa; Chordata; Lepidosauria; Squamata; Lacertidae. Gene Ontology annotation, molecular function: oxygen binding; heme binding. Gene Ontology annotation, cellular component: extracellular exosome. The record is from RefSeq and is a predicted model, not a curated record.
CUGCUCGCAAUUCAUUUGAGGAAGGACACACAGGCUGCUUGUACUGUAUCUAUUUAGCUGAACUUUCCAUUGUUUCCUGAGCGGUGACAUUAUGGGGCUCAGUGAUCAGGAAUGGCAGAAGGUCGUAGACAUCUGGGGGAAAGUGGAACCAGACCUCCCUGCUCAUGGGCAAGAAGUUAUCAUCAGGAUGUUUCAGAAGCACCCGGAAACCCAGGAGCGCUUUGACAAGUUCAAAAACCUGAAGACGGUGGAUGACAUGAAGAGUUCAGAAGAGCUCAAGAAGCAUGGAACGACUGUCCUGACAGCCCUGGGCAAAAUCCUAAAGCAGAAAGGGAACCACGAGGCAGAACUUGCACCCCUGUCACAGACCCACGCCAACACACACAAAAUCCCGGUCAAGUAUCUUGAGUUCAUUUGCGAAAUAAUUGUUGGCGUCAUUGCUGAAAAGCAUUCUGCAGACUUUGGGGCUGAUUCGCAAGCGGCAAUGAGGAAGGCCUUGGAGCUGUUCCGCAACGACAUGGCCAGCAAAUACAAGGAGCAUGGCUUCCAGGGCUAAUAGAGAGCAUGGGAGGCAAUGUUCCCUUUCAGCAAGGAUGGGGAGCCUGUGUGUGACCCUCCAGAUGUGGCUAGACCACAACUCCCAUCACUGGCAAGGGCCAAAGGGAGCUGGAGUCGAACAACAUCUGGAGGGCCACAAGUUCCUCAUCCUUGUCACGAAGAGAAAUAGAGUAGCAUGUUUUGGGUGUGUGAUCAAUCUAGCAGAAGAAUAUUCUCCUUUCAUGGCAGAAACUUAGUUUGGCACCAGCUUGAAAAAUAUAUACUCACUAUAAAAGGCUCAAGUUACACAUCAUGACAGAAGACCCACAUCUUUAAAAGAAACCCUAUUAUUAUUAUUAUUAUUAUUAUUAUUAUUAUUAUUAUUAUUGCCAGCCCUUCACCAGCAGGUCUCAGGUUGGUUACAGCAGUUUAAAAUUAAAAAUUAAAAACAGUUAAAACAGGUUAUAAUCACAGGAAUAGUGAAGGCUCAGAAAACACACGCAUUCAGGGGUGCCGACUUGAAUAAAAUAUUGCUUGGGGCAGGUAAGCCCCUCCCUGUAUCAGUCAUGAUCACAAGUUGUAGCACACACACAAUUUGAAUGACAAUGACCAUCAACUUUUUUGGGGGAAGCAGUUCCUUCAAAUAUUUUAUUGGGGGGGGGGAGGGACCUCGGCACCUAGGAGUUGCCUCCUAUGCACAAAUCUCAGAUGUGGAAAGCCGGGGUAAAGAGACCUUCAGCAUUCACCGAAAGCUGUAUAGAGAAGAAGCCAUGUAAAGUUGAAGGUUGGAAGUGAAGUUUAUGAGAUCAAAUGAGCAUGUAGGCAUGAAAUGCUGAAUCAUCUCAUGCCAAACACUCUUACUGCCCAGUGGUCCCUCCACCAGAGUCCUUUCCUCCUCCAGCUAGGCUCUGA